Eutrema salsugineum is the source of this 2799-nucleotide messenger RNA. RefSeq names its product EIN3-binding F-box protein 1. Gene Ontology annotation, cellular component: SCF ubiquitin ligase complex. Gene Ontology annotation, molecular function: protein binding. The transcript is spliced from 2 exons. NCBI's taxonomy places the organism in Eukaryota, Viridiplantae, Streptophyta, Magnoliopsida, Brassicales, Brassicaceae. Gene Ontology annotation, biological process: SCF-dependent proteasomal ubiquitin-dependent protein catabolic process. The record is from RefSeq and is a predicted model, not a curated record. Bases 270 to 2171 code for a protein of 633 amino acids.
ACCUCACACUGACCGAUCAUUUCCCUUUCCCUUUUUUUUUCUUCUCUCUUCUCUCUCUCUACUUUUUUUUCCCUAUCCGAUAGGGUUUUCUUGAUCUCUCUCUCUCUUCUCGUAUCUUUGAUCUUCAUGUUCAUCUCUUUCUUCAAUACAAUAGAAGCUGAUUUGAUCGUCUUCUUCUUCUUCGGAUCUCUCUUUUUUGCUCUCUCCCAAGGGUUUUCGCUUGAGAAAUCAAGCGCUUUCGUUUUUCCUGGGAAGUUUGAGCUGAAAACAUGUCUCAAAUCUUUAGCUUUGCUGGUGAGAAUGAUUUUUACCGUCGUGGAGCAAUAUACCCAAAUCCCAAGGAAGCUAACCUUUUGCUCUCGCUUACUAGUCUCGUGGAUUGUUGCUAUUACCCUCCUUGCAAGAGGUCUCGCGUCGUCGCUACCGCACCGUCUCUCUUCAGUGCUUUCGAGGCCAAGCCAGUGUCUAUUGAUGUGCUCCCAGAUGAGUGCCUCUUUGAGAUUUUCAGGCGUUUACCUGGACCGCAAGAGAGGAGCGCUUGCGCUUCCGUCUCGAAACACUGGCUCACACUUGUGACUAGCAUCAAGCAAAACGAGAUCGGUGCUGAUCUUUCAAACAAAACCGAAGAUGGUGAUGAUUGUGAAGGAUGCUUAUCUAGGAGCUUAGAUGGGAAGAAGGCAACUGAUGUUAGACUAGCUGCGAUCGCUGUCGGAACAGCUGGUCGCGGUGGACUUGGGAAACUGUCUAUCCGAGGAAACGAUUCCACUAGCAAGGUUUCGGAUCUUGGUCUUAGAUCGAUUGGUAGGAGCUGCCCUUCUCUUAAGGCUGUUUCCUUGUGGAACCUUUCUACCAUUACUGACAAUGGUCUCUCGGAGAUUGCUCAAGGUUGUCCUCAGCUUGAGAAGCUUGACCUGAGCCGUUGCAAUACAAUCACGAACAAGGGUUUGGUAGCGAUUGCUAAGUGCUGUCCUAACUUGAGUGAGCUGACAUUGGAGGCUUGUUCGAGAAUCGGAGACGAGGGUCUGCAAGCCGUUGCAAGAUCCUGCUCCAAGCUGAAGUCGGUGUCUAUCAAGAACUGUCCUCUUGUCAGGGAUCAAGGAAUCGCCGCAUUACUGUCUAACACCACCUAUUCCUUGGCUAAGCUUAAGCUUCAGAUGCUGAAUGUCACUGAUGUGUCUCUUGCUGUUGUGGGUCAUUACGGCUUGUCUAUCACUGAUCUUGUGCUGUCUGGACUGUCACACGUGAGCGAGAAAGGAUUCUGGGUUAUGGGAAAUGGCGUUGGGCUCCAGAAGUUAAACUCUUUAACCAUCACAGCUUGCCAGGGCGUUACUGACACGGGGCUUGAAUCUGUGGGGAAGGGAUGUCCGAAUAUGAAAAAGGCGUUGGUCAGUAAAUCUCCAUUGUUGUCCGACAACGGUUUGGUCUCAUUUGCAAAAGCUUCUUUGUCAUUGGAGAGUCUUCAGAUUGAAGAGUGCCACAGGGUCACCCAAUUUGGGUUUUUUGGUUCUCUUUUGAACUGUGGUGCAAAGCUGAAGGCUUUCUCUCUGGUGAAGUGUUUGGGUAUUAGAGAUCUCACCACGGGAUUGCCUGCUUCAACUCACUGCAGCGCUCUCCGCUCUCUGUCUGUACGUAAUUGUCCUGGCUUUGGUGAUGCAAAUCUUGCAGCCCUUGGGAAGCUGUGCCCUAAGCUCGAGGAUAUUGAGCUCUACGGGCUCAAGGGGAUAACGGAGUCUGGUUUUCUACAUCUUCUUCAGAACUCUCUUGUGAAGGUGAACUUCAGUGGUUGUUCUAAUUUGACAGACAAAGUGAUCUCUGCCAUCUCUGCUCGUAACGGUUGGACUCUUGAAGUCUUGACCGUCGAUGGAUGUAACAAGAUCACCGACGCUAGCCUGGUCUCCAUUGCAGAAAACUGCCAGAUUCUCAGUGAUUUGGAUCUUUCGAAAUGCUCAAUCUCAGAUAUUGGGAUUCAAGCUUUGGCUUCCUCUGACAAGCUGAAACUUCAGAUCCUAUCCAUGUCAGGUUGCUCUAUGGUCACAGACAAGAGCUUGCCAGCCUUAGUGAGGUUAGGUUCAACUUUGUUGGGAUUAAAUCUUCAACAGUGUCGGUCUGUGUCCAGUUCCACUGUCGACUUCUUGGUCGAGCGGCUUUACAAAUGCGACAUCCUCUCCUGAUCCACAAUUCCACGGUCGAUUUCUCCACCACCUAUAUGAUGAAGGUAUUUUAGUAAGUGUCAAGCUCUUUUUCAGGCUCUGUGUGAUCUAUGCGUCUCCUCUCGCUAGGCUCGGUAUCCUCUGUUUUUUUCCCAAGUAGUUCGGCUUCCGGUUUCUUUUUCCAGUCAAUGUUGUUUUUGCAGGGUUUCCUUUAACCAGGGAAACUCUUGCUUAUCACGGAACCGGGACGUCGUGUGGUUGCUUGAGAAUAUACUUACCGGGUAUUUCGAGAUUUUAGGGUUUAUCAUCUCCUGUUGGUGUCUUUUACGAGCCUAAUCUUUUCUCGUUUUCUUUGCGUCGUUUGUUCUUGUUUAAGUUUGGUUUUCCUCAAAAAGGGUCUUUUGUGUGGUUUGUACGUGUUCAAGAUUUGUUCAGGUGUCUUGGGUUCUCUCUUUAGAGGUUUGAUCUGGCUUUUGUUUCAACAAACUCGAUUAAGAGUUUUUUUAAUGUUGUUUUUUUGCCAGAGCCCUCGUUCUUUUUUCUUCCAAGGCAAUGUAUUACGAAUCUGUAUGAACAAUGUACUAAGUUAUGUAAUGCCCUUUGGAAUGGUUUAAUGAGUAUUGAAUAAAAUUCUCAUUUCGUUGUAUAA